Messenger RNA from Heterocephalus glaber (naked mole-rat), 5081 nucleotides. RefSeq names its product GTP binding elongation factor GUF1 (gene Guf1). Lineage: Eukaryota; Metazoa; Chordata; Mammalia; Rodentia; Bathyergidae. Gene Ontology annotation, cellular component: mitochondrion. Gene Ontology annotation, biological process: positive regulation of translation. Gene Ontology annotation, molecular function: mitochondrial ribosome binding; GTP binding; GTPase activity. The record is from RefSeq and is a predicted model, not a curated record.
UUCUGCUGGGAGUCGUGGGGUGGGAACUGUAAGGCAACCUGAUUUAGCCUCUAGAGCGAUCCAGAUUCUUCGUUGCGCGACUUCGCUGGGGGCUUAGGAACAAGCGCAGCAUAGAGCUAUGUCUUCGUCGCCUCUCCAGACCUUCUCUUGACGGCUCCCGCGCCCGGGCCAUGUGGACCCUCACGGGCCGGAGCUGCUGGCACAGACGCGUGCUCCUCUCCUGUGCCACAGGGCCCGCGCGACCCCAGCUGCCCAGGUUCCGGCCCGCUGCGAGCCACGGGGACGCUGCGGGGUCCUGGGCUAGCGACAGGCUCUGCAGCUCGGCAGGGCACAAGGAAAAACCAGACACAUCUAGAUUUGCUGUUGAAGAUAUCAGAAAUUUCAGUAUCAUUGCACAUGUGGAUCAUGGCAAAAGUACUUUAGCUGACAGGCUGUUAGAACUAACAGGAACAAUUGAUAAGACAAAGAAUAAUAAGCAAGUUCUUGAUAAACUGCAAGUGGAACGAGAAAGAGGAAUCACUGUUAAAGCACAGACAGCAUCUCUUUUUUACAAUUUUGAAGGAAAGGAGUACCUUUUAAAUCUUAUUGAUACACCAGGCCAUGUUGAUUUUAGUUAUGAAGUAUCCAGGUCACUUUCUGCUUGCCAGGGUGUUUUACUGGUGGUCGAUGCAAAUGAGGGUAUUCAAGCCCAAACUGUAGCAAACUUCUUUCUUGCUUUUGAAGCACAGCUGUCAGUAAUUCCAGUUAUAAACAAGAUAGAUCUGAAGAAUGCAGAUCCUGAAAGGGUUGAAAAACAAAUUGAAAAAGUAUUUGAUAUCCCAAGUAAUGACUGUAUUAAGAUUUCUGCUAAACUUGGAACAAAUGUUGAACAUGUUCUUCAGGCAGUUAUUGAAAGAAUACCCCCUCCUAAGGUGCAUCGCAAAAAUCCUCUGAGAGCUUUGGUAUUUGACUCCACCUUUGACCAGUAUAGAGGUGUGAUAGCCAAUGUAGCAUUGUUUGAUGGAGUGGUUUCCAAAGGAGAUAAAAUUGUAUCGGCACAUACUCAAAAGACAUAUGAAGUUAAUGAAGUUGGAGUUCUGAAUCCUAAUGAGCAGCCAACUCUUAAAUUAUAUGCAGGACAGGUGGGCUAUUUGAUUGCUGGGAUGAAAGAUGUCACUGAAGCACAAAUAGGAGAUACCUUGUAUUUACAUAAUCAUCCAGUGGAGCCCUUGCCUGGAUUUAAAUCAGCAAAACCAAUGGUAUUUGCAGGAAUGUAUCCUAUAGAUCAGUCUGAAUAUAAUAACCUGAAGAGUGCCAUAGAAAAACUGACUUUAAAUGACUCCAGUGUGACAGUACAUCGGGAUAGUAGUCUUGCCUUGGGUGCUGGCUGGAGGUUGGGAUUUCUUGGACUUCUGCAUAUGGAAGUUUUCAACCAGCGACUAGAGCAAGAAUAUAAUACUUCUGUUGUUUUGACAACGCCUACUGUUCCAUAUAAAGCUGUUCUUUCAUCAGCAAAACUGAUAAAGGAAUACAGAGAAAAAGAAAUCACAAUAAUCAACCCUGCACAAUUCCCUGACAAAUCAAAAGUAGCAGAAUAUCUAGAGCCACUUGUUCUGGGCACUAUUAUCACACCAGAUGAAUAUACUGGAAAAAUAAUGGUGCUUUGCCAGGCUCGAAGAGCAGUUCAGAAACAUUUGAUAUUUAUUGAUCAAAACAGAGUUAUGCUUAAAUAUCUCUUCCCUUUGAAUGAAAUUGUGGUAGAUUUUUAUGACUCUUUGAAAUCUCUGUCUUCGGGAUAUGCUAGCUUCGAUUAUGAAGAUGCAGGCUACCAGACUGCAGAACUUGUAAAAAUGGACAUUCUCCUGAAUGGAAAUAUUGUAGAGGAGCUAGUAACUAUUGUACACAAAGACAAAGCAUACUCUGUUGGGAAAACCAUAUGUGAACGUCUAAAGGAUUCUCUUCCUAGGCAGCUGUUUGAGAUAGCAAUUCAAGCUGCUAUUGGAAAUAAAAUCAUUGCAAGAGAAACUGUGAAAGCCUAUAGGAAAAAUGUUUUGGCAAAAUGUUAUGGUGGUGACAUCACCCGAAAAAUGAAACUGUUGAAGAGACAAACAGAAGGAAAAAAAAAACUGAGGAAAAUUGGCAACAUUGAAGUCCCAAAAGAUGCUUUUAUAAAAGUUUUAAAAACACAGUCUAAUAAAUAAUUCAGAAUUUGAAACUAUUGUUAAAAACUGUAUUGUUUUAAUAAAAUUUUAUCAUGUGUUGACAAUGAAAACUUUAAAAUUUACUUCUUACUUUCAGGGUUUUCAAGUUUAACCUACUGCCUUUUCCUUCAAAGUCUGCAUGGAUAAGAGGUAGGAUUCAGAAGCCAUAUACUUUCAGAUUUCUGUUCUGCUACUCACUACUCAUCCAAGCAAGAUUACUUACCCUGUAGAACAGUAUACUCAAGAUUACCCUACUUUACCACUGCAGGUUGUUGUAAAAAUUAAAUGAUUAAAUGUGUGAUACACAGUUAAGCACAGUGGAUUUUAACUUUGUCUUCAUUCUGGUUUAAUCCUUACACAAAAAGUCCCUAUAUUGAUGAUUCCCUCUAGUUUAAAUGAAAAGAUUUUCAAUGUCACCAAAGUGUCAGUUGUUAGCUAGAUCAAUUCACCUGAUAUAUAUGAAUCAUUUACUAAAGGAAACUCUUAUUUAAACAUUUGCUAUAGCUUUUAAUAAGAUGUUUAGACAUUUUAUCAAGUGUCAGUUAACUAGAUGGUUUACAGUAUACCUCUAAACUAAGACUAGGGCAGAUGUUGUGUUAUUUCUGCCCAUGGAAAUGCCUUUAUGCAAAAUGAUAGGCAUAUGGUAUUAGUAGCAGGGGCUACAUUAUAUUGUUACCUGAGAUAACACAGCCAGUAAACUGCUGUGUUAAUUCAAAGCAUUUAAUGCCAUUUUCAUUCAGUCAAGAAACCAGCAUGAAGAAUAUGUUACAGAAACAAGAUAUUUAGCUGUUGAUUUUUGUCAUCCACCUUGAAUGAGGAAAAUGUAUUUUAGGGAUAAGACCAUCAGUGAUGAAUUUUAUACUCUGUGUUACAUUGUGGGAUAAUUUUAAUUAUAAAUUAAGAUAGUGAGGAUUAUCUGUAGAGGUAAAUUGUGAAUUAUAAAUUAUAAAUUAAGAUAGUGGAGGGCCAGGGAUUUAGCUCAGUGGUUCAAGCUCCUGAGUUCCAUCUCUGGUACCAAAUUAAUUAAUUAAUUGAGAUAGUGGAGAUUUAAGAUUAUCUGUAGAGGUGAAGUCUAUGGUUUAUCUUACAUAUAUUAAUUAAUCAGUUCAUUUACUUUUCCGUUCUUGCCCUAAAAGAACACUGAUGAAAUAUGGAGCUCCAUGACAAUAGUAUUUUCAAAAAUGGCAGUAUAUUUGAAUUAGGAAAAUAGUUUGGAGUACCCAUUAUUACCAAGGGAAAGUCACAAGUUGGUACCUGGCACACAAUAAACACUGCGUCUGUUGUAACAUCUGUGCUUUAUUUGGGCAAAUGUUAUUCUCCUUUAACCUUUGACUCUAGGAAAUACUUUUACUUGCGCUGAUCCUAGCACAAAAAAAUAUUUUUCACAUUAUUUUCUAUUUAAUAACACUUGAGAUUAACCCAGGGGCUAAUAAAGCUGGAUACCUAGCCCUUUUUCUGAAACAUGGUCUCACUAAAUUACUCAGUCGGGUCUCAAACUUGAGAUUCUCUUACCUAAGCCUUCUGGGUAGCUGAGCUUAACAGACUUGUGCCACCAUCCCUAGCUCAUUUUCCAUAUUUUUAUCUUAAGGUCUCUCCUGUGGCCACUUUUCCAAUCAGAUGAUUUCAGUGAUCUGGAGCUGUGUGUCUUACAAGCAUAUACUCCCCCACUGACAUUAUAUUACUAAGAUUUCUAUAGUGAUAUGUAUGACUAUAAAAUAGUUCAGUUUGAUGUGUCAGUUACUAUGCUUGGUUCUGUAUACUCCCUUUAUUCAGUGUACAUGACAAAAGGGAAAGAAAGUUUAAGAUUUCUUUUUACCAGAGGCCAGUUACUGACUGAGCUGGAAUUCAAACAAUGCUUUCAUUCUUUAGAAGUCAAUGUUAUUGCCUCUUGUGAAAUGACCUCAAUAAGCUUGCAAAUUCUUUUAACAGCAUCUUACCUUCUGAUUUAGGGAGUUACAGAGGCCAGAGUAGUUUGCUGAAGAGUUAGAGCACAUGGACUUAAAGUGGCCUCUUAAAAUCAGCUGUAAUGAAAAAGUAUCUAGUAUCUUUAAGACCUUGAAAGCACAGAAAUAUCUGUGAAUGGUAUACCAAAAGCGACUCCUUUGGCUUUUUCACUAUGAUCCUUUAUGACCAAAGACAGUAAUCUGCAGUAAACAUUUCUUAGUACCAAAACUAUUAUUGCCAGAUUCUACUGAUAUACUGGGUUAACUAAAAACCUUUUGUAAAAGGUUUAAACAUCAUCUCUAAUUAAUGUAAAGCAGCAUAAUUUCAUUCUAGAAGUCUUAUCUUAUUUUUAGUUUACUUGCUAUUUAAAUUUUUUAAGCAACUUAUUUUAACCAUAGAUUAUUAAGCAGAUACGUAAGUAAGGCUUCUACAAAGUGCGCUUAUAAAAUGCACAAUAUGCAAAGGAUGAAGUUUGUUCUUUACUCCUCAUGGGACAAAACUAAAACUAUUGGUAGGUAGUGUCCUUAAUUUAAAUCUCCUAAUUGCAUAAUGGCAACAAAGUAAAUGUAGGCUCACAAGUACUAUUAAUUGUUGGAAUCUCCCAAAUGCACAUGUUGUUUCACUUCUAGAAAUAAAAUUUAGAUAAAACUCCUUAUUAUUAAUAAGCUUUAUUUGAGUUAAAGAUAGAAAACAAUAUAGAUCUGCAAUUUAUUCAAUUAUCACAAUCUGCAAUGGAUUACAGUAAUUAUAUAUUUCACAGUACCUUUUUAGACAUUUUAUAUAUAAGGAAUAAAGCUAAUUUAUGAAAUUUAGCAAUAAUCAGAAAAUAUUCUUCAAAAGAAUUCAGGUUUAUAUAAAGCUCAUAAUUGCUAAGCUAUAUAUGUGGGGGAGCAUGAACCUAUGUCAUUAAAAAAAAAUAAGCUUAUUUGUAAAAAGGUGCUAUAUAAGAAGGUACGC